UUGGGGAAGUCCUGGGACACCUUCUGCCCCCUCGGUCCGGUGAUCGUCACUGCAGACGAGGUUGAGGACGCUCAGAACCUGGACAUCAAGCUGUGGGUCAACGGUGAGGUGCGACAGGACCACAACACGAGCGACAUGGGCCGGACCGUCGAGGAGACGGUCGAGUUCAUAACGUGGAUCACCACGAUGAAGGCCGGAGACGUGAUCGCGACGGGCACGAACCACAUCGGUCUCGGUCCCAUCCAGCACGGCGACGUGAUAACCGAGGAGAUCGGCGACUUCGGGCUGCUGACGGUGACGUCACAGACCCGUGGAAGCGGACGUGGCCUCGCCUGCCCUGAAUAA
Molecule: messenger RNA, 345 nt
Organism: Geodia barretti
Lineage: Eukaryota; Metazoa; Porifera; Demospongiae; Tetractinellida; Geodiidae
Source: the annotation of a GenBank genome assembly